Molecule: messenger RNA, 7441 nt
Organism: Halichondria panicea
Lineage: Eukaryota; Metazoa; Porifera; Demospongiae; Suberitida; Halichondriidae
Exons: 2
Coding region: 147-7280 (2377 amino acids)
Source: RefSeq, a predicted model, not a curated record
CGAUAUCAAGCCUCGGUGAUUGGUUUUGCUAAUGAAGAAGUGAAACCGAAUGCUCUGAUGUGCAAUCAGUUAUCUAGCCACAGUGACAGCAUUUAUCAUCAACUCUUCAUCAACUGAACUCCGCAUCACACAUCAAAGAGCACUGAAUGCUCAUCAACAUUCUGAAAGUGCUCCUGCUGGGAGCUGCUUGCUGCACCCUGGUGACAAGUACCCACUUCAGAGGAGCCAUUAUCAUGGUCAGGCCACAGCCAGAAGGAGGAGAGAAUGAGAUGGAGAUAACCUACCGUGUUUCUUGGAGGAGGGACUAUGAUGAUGGUGAAAGCUGUAGUGCCACUACAGUUGAACAAAGAACGCUGCUUUCUGGACAAGGCUUCGGCUCUCUAACCUGCAGUAGUGGUUGCACAGGCACUAUUACACCAUUGUCCUACAUUUGUACUGACUUCAGUCUAGUCGAAAACUGGUCAUUUGGAGAAAAUCACGUUGUGUAUACAUUUCCAAGCACUAGUACCUCUGUUACAAUAGGAUUUUCAGGGGAUGCAUGGAUAGAACCGUUUAAUAGUGGCUGGAAUGUACCAACAACCUUUUCCCUAACAAGGAGGAACGAUACUGGGCGUAUUAACUCAACACCAUGUGCUAUUACUUCACCGGUGAUUCGUUUGCAAGAAGGUUGCAACCAUACACUGCCAAUAGCUGUUAUCGAUCCAGAUGGUGACAUUGUCAGGUGCCGAUGGGGAAUUGGUAGUGAGUGUGGUGGUAUCUGUAAUAGCUUCCCUGGGGCAAUUCUUGAUUCAUCCACCUGCACAUUCACUUAUGAAGCAAAUAGAGGAACUGGUUUUAGUGCUGCAGCAAUAGUUAUUGAAGACUUCCUCCCAGGUUCUCUGAAACCACUAAGUUCUGUAGCUCUUCAAUUCUUGAUCUCUAUUUUUGCCUCAACUGAGUCUUGUUCCAGCCAACCACAGUUCGUUCCACCUACAACCAUUAAAGGAUCAUGUGUGGCGAUCCCUAGCGGGACCACUUUCUUCACUCAGAUAAUUGCCAAUAGUGGUCGAGCAAGUGCUUCAAUUACCGAACUCCAAACUGCGCCCCCACUUGGACUUAGCAGAAGUGAGAUACAACGUAUACAAGAAACAGACAACUACUUUGUUAAUAUAACAUGGACUCCACAAGCCAAUCAAGAGAAUCAAAUUCACCAGUUCUGUUACACAGCAGUAACUUCUGACGGCCUUGCUAGUGAGCAAAAUUGCAUCAAGUUUCUGGUUGGAACUUUUCCACCUCAGCCAUCUCUAAAUUCAGCAUUCCCAAAUCAAGCACUAGUACAUCCCAAUCACACAACAUGGACUAUUUUAUUUGAUCAAGAAAUUCGACGUCCAUCUAUAGCUGCAUCGGUACGAUUCUUCGAUAAUACAACAAUGCAACAAGUGUACCAAAUUGAUGCGUCCUUUUCUCCUGAGAUAAGUUUCAAUAACAGUGAAGUCUUUAUCUCCCCAGCAUUCAGAUUCCCAGAAAAAGCAUACUACUUCAUCACUCUUGACAGAGGAAUUGUGCGAGGCCUGGAAGGAUGUGGACCUGGAAAUGAGCCAAUCACUGAUAAAUCCUUCUGGACUUUUGAAACCAUGGACAUCACUCCUCCUGUUAUCACCUUUGUGAAUAAUCCAUCAAGAACCAAUGAAAACAUCACAAUCGACUGGAUGAGCAAUGAAGAAGUGACAUGGACUUGUGUCGUUGUAUUUGAAACUGAAAACAGCCCUGUUAACUGCUCACAAGCAUCAUGGAAUGGUGAGGAUUUGAGGGGAGGCUCGUACAGGAUUGAGAUUGUAGCAACUGAUUUAGCAGGCAAUGCUGCUACUGUAUCACACAACUUCAUUGUUGAUUUAACACCACCAGUUGCAUUUAUCAACCAAAGACCCGCAUUAGUUUCUAACCAAUUGUCAUCAAGACUGACAUUCAGCUGUAAUGAGAUCUGCACAUUUGGCUGUCUAUUGUUUGAGUUCAACAGUUCACGAGGAAAUAUUGCCUCUUGUAACCAGCAAUUUUUUUCCACUCUAAUUCUCGAGCACAACAAAUCAUACGUCUUUGUAGUAAUACCCACUGAUGACGUCAGCAAUCAUGGAGAAGAAAUUUCAUAUACGUGGGAAACUGAUUUUGAAAAUCCGCGAAUAGCGAGCCUCUCCAACAUAAGUACCCUUUGCUCUGAAGUAAGUCCUGAUAUAACUGGACGACCUACAGCUUUUGAUAAUCGGCCUGAACCAGUUUCAAUUAGGUAUCAAGACUUGAGUCUAGGAUGCUACAUUCAGCGAACCUGGACUGCAACCGAUGUAGCUGGAAACAUAGACAAGUCUGUGCAAUUCAUUGCUCUUGAAUAUUCACUUAGCAUUUCAUUUGUUCCAGUUUUGGCAUUCUCGUGUGACAGUACUAUGGGCACAUUUAACAUACCAGCAUCUACUGCAUCUGCUCCAAAUCCUUGUCGGAUCCCUCUUGAUUUGACGUUUACUGAUUCUGUUUCUGAAUUUACAUGUCCUGGUGAGUUUACUCGAAGCUGGUCAGCUCAAUCUUGUGGUAGUAUUGCUGAAGCUACUCAGACCAUUAGAUUUUUCAACACCUGUCCACCCAAUACCUGUGGUCAUAACGAGUUACCACCGAGAGGAACUUGCACGUUCGGCCAAUGCAGCUGCACUAGGCCGUGGUCUGGGAGCAAUUGCAGUGUGCAAAUAUUCGAACCUGAGAUUGGCACUAUAAAUGACACAGUACUUGAAGAAGCCGAACCUUACAUAUUAAGUAUUUCUCUAUUACAAGGAACUCCUCCACUUUCAUGGACUUUGAUAUCUUCACCUGCUGGACUCCGUUUGAAUGCGAACAUGCAACAGAUUGUAUGGGCGAGAGUACGAGCUGGAAAUCACACUGUAUCUGUGAGCAUUGAGAAUGAAGUUGGUAUAUUUGGUGUUAGUUGGACUCUUGUUGUCAGACCAGGAUAUACUGCUAGUUUGGACCCUGUCACACCAAACACAUACCCACGAGCUCAGCCUGUCACUCUGACAGGUAGAAUAGAGUACUUUGAAGGCAAUCAAGUCCGUGAUUUCUUAGCUGGAAUUGUACCAGUGAGCAUCGACAUAAGACGAGGCGCUACCACUCAAACACUCACUGCAUUCUCACUAACUGAUGGAACUUUCUCCAUUGUUUUCAAUCCAGCACCUACGGAAUAUGGCUCUUACACUGCUCAAGUUCGACAUCCACAAUUGCCACUAAUGAGUGAGUCUGUGAGCUGGCUAUUUCUUGGGUUUAGACUUAUACCUUCCUCCAUAUCAUUAUCUGGUGAAACUUUGAGUGAUUUCCAGGAGACGUUCUACAACACAACAAUGAUUUGUAAUGAUGGACCAGCAGAUUUGACAAGACUACACAUGACAACCAGCAUUCCCACUACAGAUGAUCUUCAAGUUACAGUUUUUCUCAAACAAGAUCCCCUAACUAGAAACAUCAAAACUGGAGAAUGCAUUUUUAUUGACAUUACUGCUACUAGCAGUCGAGCUCUUCGCAGGUUGUUUGUCGUUCGAUUUGAAACUGAUGAAGGUGCAUCAACAUCGGUUUUAAUAAACCUCCGAAUUCAGCAAAUACUACCAAGCUUUUUAAUAUCUCCCUCACAAACAUCCGCUCGAAUCAUUCAAGGAAAAUCCAUUAUUUUGCAGUUUAACAUUACCAAUAUUGGACGAGCCACAGCACUAAAUGUUCAACCAAUACUACCCAACAGCCCGAUUUUCUCAUUAAUUGGACUUGGAAACAAUGACAGUAGAUACGGCAACGGACAGUUUAACCUUAAGAGUGAAGAAUCAGCUUCCUUGUCUAUCCAAGCCAUGGUCAAUGACAAAAUGCCUCUAGGCGAGAUCAGUGCGUCAUUCUACAUAGUCAGCAAUGAAGCGUUUCAGCAGAUUCCAAUCUCACUUACUGUGUCUUCAGAUACACUAAUGAACUUGACAAUUGUUGUUGAAGACGAAUAUACGUACUUUGCUAGCGGUGAGCCACUUGUUAGUGAUGCUGUUGUGACUAUCAUCAACUAUCAACGAAAUAUUAGAACCACUGUCACUACAGAGGAGAGAGUUGGAAGUGCUCUCUUUGUCAAUAUCUUUGAGGAUCUCUACGAAGUGUUUAUCGAAGCUCCCAAUCACAGGCCUCUACAUCAAGUAGUGAUCACAACAAUCGAUAACCCUACUUUGACAUUCUUUCUAGAGAGACAAGCAGUCACAUAUACUUGGAGUGUUACACCAGUAGCUUUUGAAGACACGUAUACGAUCACUCUUGAAGCUGAUUUUGAGACCAAUGUGCCGAUUCCUGUUGUCACAGUUUCUCCAAUUGAAUUUGACCUUGAAGAACUUGAGCUUGGAUUUGUAGACUCUAUUCAACUGAACAUCACAAAUCAUGGAUUAAUUCGAGCGGAUGAUGUAAACAUAAAUCUACCAACAAAUCAUCCAUUCCUUGAAUUCACUGUUGAUGACGAGUUUCUCGGAUAUCUCGAAGCUUUGUCAUCAGUGACAGCAGUUGUUCAUAUCUCAAGGAGAAGUGUCCGAAAAAGAGCACUAGGUCUUUUAACACAAAUAACAUGGAUUAUUUACUUCAUCAACAUUGCUUAUAGUUAUGUUUGUAGAGAUUUCCAGAUACGAAGUAUUCCAGUUGUCCUAAGGAGACCUGAAAUAGUAAUAUCUCCAGCAAGACCCUCGAUAUUCUCAUGCAGUGGCUGUGAAGGACUCACAAGAUCUGGCAGAGGCAGUGGCAUAAGCGUUGGUAGAAUUGGGCCCUUCCUCCAACCAUCUGGUAGCUAUUUUGGUGGAAGUGGCACAGGAUCUGGGGAUAAUGUGCCUAUCCUCUCAUUCAACGGUUUCUCUGCUAUCACGCCUAUGAAUUGCAAUGAUUGCUUACAGAACCUGCUCAGUUGUUUUCCCACACCGAAGUUUCCUCUUGCCGGCUGUAUUCCACUGAUUGCCAGUGGUUCCGGUAUUAAUGGGCCUAUUGACAUUGUGAAAUGGAUAAACUGCCUCAUUCCUGGGAAGUGGGUACGCAGUGGACGACCGAAACAAGCCAAACUAGCAUUAGAGGGGAGCCUCUGCAUCUAUGGUGUUUAUGAUGCUUGCUUCUCGGAUUCUUCCGGAGGCUCUUCUCGAAAAAAGAGGCAAACCUUAUUGAGCACUGUCAACGACCAUCUCGAGUCAAUGUAUCCGAUAGAUUUAAGUUUAGACCUUGCGGUAGAGAUUCUCGGAAAUGACGUGUGGCUCUCUGUAGGUGACCCAGGAUGGGUGUCACAAGUUCUUGAACCGGUAUUCGAUGAUGCUAGCGAAGAUGGAGUGUUGAUAUCAUCUGCAGAAAGGUCGUAUAUUCUUUCAGUCCUACCACCUGGCAGUACUACUAAUGAAGAUGUGGAGAAGCUCUUAAAUCGUCUCAAUAACACACUGAGUGGAUGGAACAGUGGUCAACUGGAGUCUAUCAACGGAUCCAACAUAGCAUCGUACUCAUUUGUUGAAUCGCUCACGAACGACAUCAACAGAUAUAAUGAGAUUGCAGUCAAUAAAGGAUUCUCUUCUUAUUUAGACGCUUACACAUUUUCAGCCAAUGAAAUAAACCAGCUUAAACAGUGGGAGGAAGAAGAAGGAAUAUGUGCAAUUGUUAGAAUUCGAAUUGAGCAAGAGCUUGCGAUUACUCGAGAAGCAUUCCUCGCUAUAUUAGAGAUAGAUAAUCAAGAGAAUGUAAAUCUUAAGCAGAUGACACUGGAAAUCAUUAUCACGGACUCGAGUGAUGGAAGUGUCUCUACAACCAAGUUUGUUAUCAGUAACGAGACUUUGGAUGGUUCCUUAGUGAGAAGUGGAGACACCUGGACAUUGAUGAGCGGAGGAUUAGGCUCAGUUGAGUGGUUGAUAGUGCCUUUGUCCGAAGCUGCCCCGGAAUCUGAUCGAGUGUACGGUGUGGGGGGUACUCUCAGGUACUCUUUUGAGAAUGAGAACAUAACCAUUCCACUUCUUCCUACACUUAUCACUGUCACUCCUGAUCCAUCGCUGCUUGUGCACUAUUUUUGGGAGAGAGUUGUAGUUGCCGACGAUCCCUUCACUGAAGAAGUUGAACCAUCUAUUCCAUUUACACUCGGAGUUAUUGUCAAAAAUGCUGGCUAUGGAGUUGCUAACAGUCUAACACUGUCAUCUGGGCAGCCGGAGAUUAUAGAAAAUGAAAAAGGAUUGCUUAUCAACUUCAUGAUAAUUGGAGCCAACAUUGGGAAUAGUAGUAUCACACCAUCAUUGUCUCUCAUACUGGGAGAUCUAGCUCCUCAGAGCACAGUUGUUGUGCGAUGGUUUAUGAUUUCCAGUUUGCAAGGAGAAUUCAGAAAUUUCUCUGCAACUUUCCAGAACAUAAAUCCUCUUGGAGAUUCGAGACUCUCUGUUUUAGAUGAGCUCCAAAUUCACGAACUUAUUCGAAAUGUGAAGAUAUACUCCGAGAAUGACGAUGAUGGCAUUUUGGACUUUCUGGUGAAUGAGCGAAGAGAUAUUGGAGCUUACCCUGAUGGUAUUUAUGACAGCAAGACACUCAUCAGAUACAACGUGAGCAGAGGACCUGUGCUUUCUGUCCAACCACUGUCCAGCUCUACAGCUUCUCUAGAAGUGAGUACAACUGCAAAUGAAACAGGUUGGAUUUACUAUCGAUAUACAGAUGUAGGUGGAUUAUUGAGUCAAACUGCUCUCACAUUGAACACUACAAAGCUAACAACAACAGGAUAUGUCCAAAUUCCUCCGGAGAAUUCCUGGAUUACUCUAGUGGACGAAACACUUGUUCUGCACAUUCUAGAUUUCUAUGAAUCAAUUCACAAUGAGCUGAGUUUUAUAGUGACACUUUGCACAUCCAACUGCACCACCACGGCCAUACCUUUCAUUGGUCCUACUGGCACACCUCCCCCUGCCACUACCAUCGAAACUACAACGGAUGUCUCUGUGAAUGAAACUGAAGGAACAACCACUGAAUCCGGCUCAGAUUGCAAAUCAAACUGUACGAACACUACCAUGGAAUCUACAACUGUGAGCGAGAAUACAGAAACCACUACAGAAUCUAGCUUAAAUUGCACACACAACUGUUCCACUACAGCCGAACCUUUUACACGUCCUACAGGCACACCAAAUAUUACCAUGGAAACUACAGCAAAUGACUCUGUGAGUGUGAAUGAAGAGGCCACCACUGAAUCUGGCUCACUCUCACUAGCUGCCACAAUGUUGCCACUGCUCAUGUUUGUCUCUGCAAGUUUUGCAGAAAAUAUUUGACUACUAAUGAUAGCUGCUGUUGAACAAUGUUAGUUGAAAUCAUAAUUAUGUAUUAGUGCAGAUUACUACAUUCUGUAAUAAUCUUUUUGUAGUUAUAUUGUAGGCUGAUUUGUUUUGUGUUUACUCCAUGAUUGAUGAUUGUAAUAACAUGAGCUUUGACA